AUGUCUUCUCCCGGAGGGAUGCUCCAGCAAGUCAAGCUUGAAAAGCUUCUGCCAAGUGUAGCAUUGCUGUUCCUCACUGCUUUCUAUUCCCCUGUCUUUCUCUUGACACUGUCUCCGGUUUUUGGCUCUGCGCCUUCCCAUAUCUUUCACGGGUAUGGAGUAGCUGUCAGUGCCGCUGCUGGCUGGUUCUUGAAGGACGUGAUCCAUCGGCUGUCUGGUCGCAGAGCAGUAUAUUUGGUCCCCGUUCUCGCAUUCUGGGUGCCGACCAUCCAGUACUUCAUGUUUCACCAGAGCUCAUCUUUCGGAAAUCCAACUGGCCCGCUAAUUAUUGAUAUAUUUACCUUUUACCCUCUGGUACUCCUUUCUGUGGCUUGCGCCGGGAAACUAUUGCAGGCGGGCCUGAACAUGAGCCAGCAUGGAGACCUUAUGACAGAGCAUAUUCCCCUUCUCGGAUCCUAUGUUAUCUACUCCGCAGGAGAAUAUUUCUCAGAAGCGUUUAUCUCGAAGUUCAUUGGCUUGACCUUCUUUCUGAGCCGUGGCGGCCUUCAAUUACUGAUUGCGAGCUUGUAUUCGGCUACCAUCCCAUCUAAAUGGCUUGUAUUAGCGGUUCCAUCUAUUCUCUUCUCUCUCACGUCUAAUGUGCACAUGCCCUUCGGCCGCACAACUGCCGCUUUGAACUCUGCUAUUCAAGUGGAAGGCUAUGAACUUCUCGCUAGACAGGAUUCUUCCACCGGUCUUCUUGGUGGUCAAUGGACAAAGAUGCCGCGCAAUUACCAUCCCGAGGUCAAGGACCCCAUCUACGCUGUGUUUGCUAUGCUCGAAGCCAUCCGUUUGAUCGAAACCGACCACGGCGAGGCGCGCGUGGACGCGAACAGCAAGGCUCUCGUCAUUGGACUUGGGGUAGGCACCACCCCCGCUGCGUUGAUUACGCACGGCAUCGAGACCACAAUCGUGGAGAUUGAUCCGGUUGUGCAUAAAUUCGCCACGGAAUACUUCCACCUACCUUCCAAUCACAUCGCAGCUAUUGAAGACGCUACAGUGUUUGUGAAGCGUGCCCAAGAAUCCCCAAACCCUGCUCAAUAUGACUACAUUGUCCACGACGUCUUCACCGGCGGGGCGGAGCCAGUCGAGCUCUUCACAAUCGAAUUCAUCAAGGGUCUAUAUGACCUAUUGAAAGACGAUGGUGUUAUUGCCAUUAACUACGCUGGCGAUAUCUCACUUUACCCAGCCGCACUCACGGUGCGCACAAUCAAGACAGUCUUCCCGUCGUGCCGAAUCUUCCGCGAAGACGCAGCCGCGGAUGCCAAAUUCGAUUUCACCAACAUGGUGAUCUUUUGCAAGAAGAGCAACACACCCCUUCGCUUCAGGGAUCCAGUCAAAGCCGAUUUUCUGGGAAGCAAGUCUCGUCAACACUACCUUGUGCCCAAACACGAGGUGGACCCAGCCCAAUUCGAUAAGGUUGAGAAGGGCGGAAGACGUGUUCUGGUUGCAAAGGAAACGGGCCGUCUUCAUAAGUACCAGGAUCGUGGUGCAAUUGCCCAUUGGGAGAUCAUGAGGACAGUCAUGCCGGAUGCGGUCUGGGAGAAUUGGUAA
Molecule: messenger RNA, 1593 nt
Organism: Aspergillus fischeri NRRL 181
Lineage: Eukaryota; Fungi; Ascomycota; Eurotiomycetes; Eurotiales; Aspergillaceae
Product: spermidine synthase
Exons: 4
Coding region: 1-1593 (530 amino acids)
Source: RefSeq, a predicted model, not a curated record